AUGACUACAGAACUAUAUCCAUACGAUUAUAACGGGGUACCGGAUACGCACGAUGAGAUACAGGACCACUCGAACGAACAACGUUGGCUUAUAAACGAGAUUAUAAGGCCGGAACUGCCCAACAUCAUAGAUAACGUAGAGAAGUGUGUGGAGGGAUUGUACAGCGACCAGACGUUUAAGAUGCCACUCAGUAACAGCACUGCUGGGAACUCAGUCUUAGGACCGACCAUCAAGGGUAUCAUAACGCGACAGGGGACCAAUGUUCUUGACUUUCAAAUUGCUCUAAGCUUCCCCGAAUUUAAGAAAGGGAAGCCUACCAUCUACAGAAUGAAUACUGGGGUCAAGUUUUCUUUGUACCAAUUAGAGUACAUUGGGAAAAACCUUCAAACCAUUUUAGAACUCCUGGAAGAUUUGGAAAUUGAGGAAGACACUGAACUGUUCCUCGAGAAAUUCCGUUCCGUAUUGAGUGUAAUCACCCAAUCAAUAAAUGUUUUGGAGAACCCGCCUAAAAAUCUGAUCUUCCCCUUCGAUAAUAACUUUGCAAUGAAACAAAUGUUCCAAGGUUACGGGGAAUUGAGCGAGUCAAAUCACCAUGAAAUCAGUCUCGAAAUUGUUCUUGUCAAAAACGAGUUGUGCAUAGAUUUCAGAAACUUGGAAAAAGUCACCAAGAAACCGUGGUGCAAUAUCGAUCUAGAAACCAAGAAAUCUCUAGUAGACAAGAUAAAAGAGGCACUGAAAGUAGAUCGUGAUAAAACACUGAGCGAAACUCUUCGUGAAAAUGACGUCCAUUUGGAAGAGCCAGGCCUGAUAACGAACUUAAUGAUCAGUACAUUCAACAGAGAAAGUACGACUUUACAACAAGCACAAGCGUUUAUUGCACGUUGCAUAACCUACAACGGGAAGGUCGUCAUCGAAACCGAGAAGAUAUCUGUCACAACCAGCGACCCUACGUUAAUAAGUAUUACGUCAAAACUGAGCUCGAUAGAACGAUCUAUAAGUAACCAUUUUACCAACUUGGAAGUCGCAUAA
Huiozyma naganishii CBS 8797 is the source of this 1029-nucleotide messenger RNA. It is a transcript of the gene RAV2, whose product is annotated as Rav2p. Lineage: Eukaryota; Fungi; Ascomycota; Saccharomycetes; Saccharomycetales; Saccharomycetaceae. The transcript has a single exon. The record is from RefSeq and is a predicted model, not a curated record. Bases 1 to 1029 code for a protein of 342 amino acids. Gene Ontology annotation, cellular component: RAVE complex.